UCGGCUAACAUCUCUUCUCAGGAAAUAUCUCUCAGUGCUGUACCAGAACUCUCAAUUCGCGAUGUUAGCUCUCAAUAUAGUAUCGUUAAUAUGUUUACCAAUUAUUUGCAUCGAGGGACAAAAAAGCAUCAUCGAAGUUGUGGAAAAUAAGACCCCCGAAAAAUUCAGAGGUGAAUCCGAACCCAACAUCAUUUCUAGAACGGAAUGGAGUGCGCGGGAACAAAAUCGUCCUAAAUUAGCUCUGAACGGUUCGGUGUCUUACGUCAUUCUUCACCAUACAACUAAAAACAAAUGCACUUCGCGCUCCGAAUGUAUUGAAGCAAUGAGAGUUGUCCAGAAUUUCGACAUGGACCUUCACGACAGGAUCGACGUAAGUUACAAUUUUUACGUCGGUGAAGAUGGCAAUGUUUACGAGGGUCGUGGUUGGGACGUCGCUGGAAGUCACACGGAUUUCUACAGCGACAGAAGUAUCGGGAUCUGCUUUAUAGGGGAUUUUCGGAAACAUAAACCCGAACCAGCCGCAAUAAAAGCUCUCGAGGACCUGAUAUCUUACGGUGUUACUUUAGGAAAAAUAGAUCCACAUUAUCAUCUGUACGCUCGUAAUCAAGUGUCCGAUCAAUCCAAACCUGACUCUUCGGAAUUGACCGAAUUAGCAAAAUCUUUGCCGGGCGGAACGAGUUAUUUCGAUAAGCAUAAAUAUUAUGUUUCCUAGACGUAAAUAAAUUUUUUAUUUUAUUAUGUACUUUGUACACCGCACGAAUGAAUAAAUCAGCGGAAGCCGAC
Messenger RNA from Venturia canescens, 783 nucleotides. RefSeq names its product peptidoglycan-recognition protein SC2-like. The record is from RefSeq and is a predicted model, not a curated record. Gene Ontology annotation, molecular function: N-acetylmuramoyl-L-alanine amidase activity; zinc ion binding. The transcript is spliced from 4 exons. The coding region runs from base 62 to 712 and encodes 216 amino acids. Lineage: Eukaryota; Metazoa; Arthropoda; Insecta; Hymenoptera; Ichneumonidae. Gene Ontology annotation, biological process: peptidoglycan catabolic process.